Molecule: messenger RNA, 357 nt
Organism: Cydia strobilella
Lineage: Eukaryota; Metazoa; Arthropoda; Insecta; Lepidoptera; Tortricidae
Exons: 2
Coding region: 15-350 (111 amino acids)
Source: RefSeq, a predicted model, not a curated record
AGUGCUACAGACGAAUGGUGGACCUCUACAACUCCUCAUUAACCACCGACCUGUACAAUUUCGACGCGCAGACGACAACCCACAUCAUGUUCCUCAAGCACGUCGAGAUAUACUACUGGAAGGUCUACCAUCUUGAACACAUGCUGCAUGAAAUCGAGAAGAAGUAUAAGCUUAAAAAGGCCGGAAUGUUCGAGAACUAUCAGGACUUCACGAUACGCCCGCAGCCGAGCACCAAGCAGCACCGCUUCCGGUCCCAGGCCGUGGUGUCCAUGACCACCACCACCAAGAGACCCAAGCAGACCUGGUGGCCACUGGACUAUGGGUGGGACCAGAUGAACGAGUGGCGAUGAUGCAUUU